AUGAGCCGCGUGCUGGCCAUCGCGCCUCUACCACCACCGCUCCGCCAGCAAGCCACGAUCACCCCGCCGCUCCUGCAGCCAUCUCCGUGUGGAGCCUUCACCACGCCGACGCCAGCAGCCCUCUACCGAGCCGGUCUCCGCCCCCUUACUACAGCAUCAGCUGCUACUGCUGCCGACGCCACCGCUCCGUCGAUCCCCGCACCUCUUGCUGCAGCAAACCACGACGCUAGCAGCCCGAUCCCAGCUCCAAACGCGACCUGCAGCACCCGCCACCGCUGCUACCAACACCAGCAGCCCAAGCCCCCUCGUCGUUGCCAUCACUGCCCUCCGCUCGAGGAGCCAAUUGCGAUCCCGGUCUAA
Messenger RNA from Eucalyptus grandis, 360 nucleotides. RefSeq names its product lysine-rich arabinogalactan protein 19-like. The transcript has a single exon. The coding region runs from base 1 to 360 and encodes 119 amino acids. NCBI's taxonomy places the organism in Eukaryota, Viridiplantae, Streptophyta, Magnoliopsida, Myrtales, Myrtaceae. The record is from RefSeq and is a predicted model, not a curated record.